Tigriopus californicus is the source of this 566-nucleotide messenger RNA. RefSeq names its product large ribosomal subunit protein eL27-like (gene RpL27). Gene Ontology annotation, cellular component: cytosolic large ribosomal subunit; ribosome. Gene Ontology annotation, molecular function: structural constituent of ribosome. Gene Ontology annotation, biological process: translation. Bases 81 to 491 code for a protein of 136 amino acids. NCBI's taxonomy places the organism in Eukaryota, Metazoa, Arthropoda, Copepoda, Harpacticoida, Harpacticidae. The record is from RefSeq and is a predicted model, not a curated record. The transcript has 2 exons.
GUGUCAGCUGUCGAGCUCUUCCUUUUCCUGUCGAAGUCCGUGCAUCUCAGUGGCGUCCCUCGACGAAUCCGACCGAGAAAAUGGGCAAAAUUAUGAAAUCCGGCAAGGUGGUGCUCGUCCUGAGUGGGCGAUUCGCCGGACGGAAGGCUGUCAUCGUCAAGCCCACGGACGAAGGCACCGCUGACAAACCGUUCGGACACGCUCUGGUGGCCGGAAUCGACCGCUAUCCCCGCAUGGUGACCAAGCGCAUGUCCAAGAAGAAGAUCAAGAUGAGGUCCAAAGUUAAGCCUUUCCUUAAGGUUGUCAACUACAACCACUUGAUGCCCACUCGCUACAGCGUCGAACUUGGUUUUGACAAGGCCAAUCUGAACAAGGAGACCUUGAAGGACCCCAUGAAGAAGAAGAAGGCCCGCAACAUGGUCCGAACGCAGUUCGAGGAGCGAUACAAAUCCGGCAAGAACAGAUGGUUCUUCCAGAAGCUCAGAUUCUAAUCUCUGGCUGCCUUCUUGUGUCGACAAUGUUGAUAAAUCCUUACUGUCAAAAAAUGAACUGAUUGUUUUGGUCAA